Corythoichthys intestinalis (scribbled pipefish) is the source of this 3405-nucleotide messenger RNA. Its product is annotated as Golgi apparatus membrane protein TVP23 homolog B-like. The coding region runs from base 26 to 712 and encodes 228 amino acids. The record is from RefSeq and is a predicted model, not a curated record. The transcript is spliced from 8 exons. Gene Ontology annotation, biological process: vesicle-mediated transport; protein secretion. NCBI's taxonomy places the organism in Eukaryota, Metazoa, Chordata, Actinopteri, Syngnathiformes, Syngnathidae. Gene Ontology annotation, cellular component: Golgi membrane.
ACAGCUCAGGUUGUGCCGCCCGGCGAUGGUGUCUGCUCGCUUCAAGGCACGAGAACGUCGCGGUCGGGCGGAGUUGCAGUUGGAAGAAAUGAAGAGCUCCCAAAACGCUCCUCUUUUCGGAGAUGACGACAGGAACCUAUCCAAAAAAUCCGAAGUCAGGCACCCCGUGGUGUCAUUCUUGCAUCUGUUCUUCCGAACCAGUGCCAUCUUUGUCUACUUAUUGUACGACUACUUCAGCGAUCACUUCAUCGCUUGCAUGGUCACCAUCAUACUCCUCCUGUCAUGUGACUUCUGGACAGUCAAGAAUGUGUCAGGGAGAUUGAUGGUGGGCCUUCGGUGGUGGAAUCGGGUCGACGAGGACGGAACGAGCCAUUGGGUGUUCGAGGCAAGGAAGGAGAAAGCAGCAAACAGGAAGAGGUUAUGGGAGGACAGAAAGGAAAGCGACAGUGUGAAUCCGACGACCAGCGCCGAGUCCAAGAUCUUCUGGCUCGGCCUCAUCGUCUUUCCGAUUCUUUGGGCCGUCUUUGUUUUCAGCGUUAUCUUAACGUUUCAAAUUAAAUGGCUGGCAGUUGGAAUAAUGGGCCUUGUGUUACAAGGAGCCAACCUGUACGGUUAUGUUCGAUGCAAGAUGAGAGGCAAGUCAAGCUUCAGCAACGUGGCCAAGAGCUACUUCGGCGCACAACUUCUUAAACAGGCAACAAGGAAAACGUAGGAGGCGACAGCAGAGAACUUUCAUUGGGAUGAAGGCUGCUGCAGUUUUUUUAAUCUAUUUUUGGGUUAACUUUAUUUUAAAUGUGCGUCUGCACUGGGCAGGGUGAGAUACAUUUUCCACUGACAUUGCAUGCAAUAUGUGCAAUACACUUGAAUUUACAUGAUCACAUUAAUAUCUUUUUACACCAGGAGUGCAAGGAAUAACUAAACUUUUCAGUUAAAAAAGCAUAAUUGUACAAACAAUUGAAUAAAUGUGAAGUCUAUAGUUUUACUGACUCAAAUUUCGACAUGGAUGACAAAGAAUUUACUCAAAGAAAAAAAAUAUGUUUUAAGUAUAGAUAUAGACUUUUUUUCCCAUGGUUAUUGUGACAGUAAAUUAUAUAUAUUGUGAGGCUAAGAAUCAGAUUUUUUCUGUUGGGUGUAAGCUCUUUGAGAACAACUUGUUGCUGAGAAUCUUUAAAAAAUCCUGGUUGAUUUUUGUACUUUUUAUAAUGCAAAAAUAUGUAUAUAUAGAUAUAUAUAUACACAUUAAUAAACGUCCAGGAACCUGAUUUUUAUGACUUGUCAACUAUUGUCUUUCCCCAAAUACCGAGGACACGAUGCCACCUCUAGAGGGCAGUAACGAUCUAUAGAGCUAUUCAAGGCAAGCCUACAUAUGAAAUUAUAUGUACUUAUCAUGCAAGGAUAUAAUGUGCAAUGUUAACAUUGGUGUUGGAAAUUAUUAAAAAAUAGGGUAUAUACAUGUGUAGGGUAUUGACAUGGUUUUCACAUUGUCUCAUCACACAUGGAUUUAAAAAAACAAAAAAACAAGCCUACUCUAACAAAGUAGCGUGAAUAUGGCGGAAAACACUCAGGUGAAUUGAAGUUCCGCUCUGAGACCCGCAAUUUGGCCAAAUUUCAAAAUUGUUCUAUAUGCAUACAGUGGGGCUAAUAAAUAGGUCAACCACUAAUUGUGCAAGUUCUCCCAUUUGAAAAUAUUAGGCCUGUAAUUGUCAACAUGGGUAAACCUCAACCAUGAGACAGAAUGUGGGGGAAAAAAACAGAAAAUCCCAUUGAUUUUUAAAGAAUUUUUUUGCAAAUCAUGCUGUAAAAUAAGUAUUUGGUCAAUACUUAAAGUUCAUCUCAAUACUUUGUUAUGUACCCUUUGUUGGCAAUAACGCAGGCCAAACGUUUUCUGUAACUGUUCACAAGCUUUUCACACGCUGUUGCUGGUAUUUUGGCCCAUUCCUCCAUGUAGAUCUCCUCUAGAGCAGUGAUGUUUUGGGGCUGUCGUUGGGCAACACGGACUUUCAACUCGCUUCACAGAUUUUCUAUGGGGUUGAGAUCUGGAGACUGGCUAGGCCACUUCAGGACCUUGUAAUGCUUCUUACGAAGCCACUCCUUUGUUGCCCUGGCUGUGUGUUUGGGAUCAUUGUCAUGCUGAAAGACUCAGCCACGUCUCAUCUUCAAUGCCCUUGCUGAUGGAAGGAGAUUUUCACUCAAAAUCUCUUCAUACAUGGCCCCAUUUAUUCUUUCCUUUACACAGAUCAGUUGUCCUGGUCCCUAUGCAGAAAAACAGCCCCAAAGCAUGAUGUUUCCACCACCAUACUUCACAGUGGGUAUGGUGUUCUUCGGCUGCAAUUCAGUAUUCUUUCUCCUCCAAACACGAGAACCUGUGUUCCUACCAAAAAUUUCUAUUUUGAUUUCAUCUGACCAUAACACAUUCUCCCAGUCCUUUUCUGGAUCAUCCAAAUGCUCUCUAGCGAACCGCAGACGGGCCUGGACGUCUACUUUCUUUAGCAGGAGGACACGUCUGGCAGUGCAGGAUGUAGGAUGUGCAGGAGUAGCCUUUGUUACUGUGGUCCCAGCUCUCUGUAGGUCAUUCACUAGGUCCCCCCGUGUGGUUCUGGGAUUUUUGCUCUCCGUUCUUGUUAUCAUUUUGACGCAAUGGGGUGAGAUCUUGCAUGGAGCCCCAGAUUGAGGGAGAUUAUCAGUGGUUUUGUAUGUCUUCCAUUUUCUAAUAAUUGCUCCCACAGUUAAUUUCUUUACACCAAGCGUUUUACCCAUUGCAGAUUCAGUCUUCCCAGCCUGGUGCAGGUCAAUGAUUUUGUCUCUGGUAUCCUUCGACAGCUCUUUGGUCUUGGCCAUAGUGGAAUAUGGAGUGUGACUGACUGAAAUUGUGGACAGGUGUCUUUUAUACCGAUAAUGAGUUAAAACAGGUGCCAUUAAAACAGGUAACGAGUGGAGCCUCGUUAGACCUCGUUAAACCUCGUUAGAAGAAGUUACACCUCUUUGACAGCCAGAAAUCUUGCUUGUUUGUAGGUGUCCAAAUACUUAUUUUCCACUCUAAUUUGGAAAUAAAUUCUUUAAAAAUCACACAAUGUGAUUUUCUGUUUUUUUCCCACAUUCUGUCUCUCAUGGUUGAGGUUUACCCAUGUUGACAAUUACAGGCCUCUCUAAUCUUUUCAAGUAGGAGAACUUCCACAAUUGGUGGUUGACUAAAUACUUAUUUGCCCUACUGUAUGUGAUACAUCAACGGAAAGCUUAAAAUCUGUUUUCGGGGGGGAAGAAACAUUUUGAAAUGGACAUUUUUUUGACACCUUACAAGUAGGUCAAAUCAGGUGAGUGAAAAAUAGACAUUUUUGGGACCUUUGACAUUUUCUUUAAGUUUCUCAUUUUAAAAAAAAUGUUUUGGACACCCAUCCUGUUCCAUAA